AUGAAGCUCGUCAGGUUCUUGAUGAAAUGCACGAACGAGUCGGUCACGAUUGAGCUGAAGACUGGCACCAUCGUCCAAGGCACCAUCGCCUCGGUCUCUCCCCAAAUGAACACCUCACUACGCACUGCAAAGAUGACGCCAAAGGGAGGCUCGCAGAUCGCGCUCGACCAUAUCAACAUCCGCGGCUCGGAGAUUCGAUACUUCAUCCUCCCCGACUCGCUUCCGCUCGACACACUUCUCAUCGACGACGCACCGAAGCCGAAGAACAAGGCGAGGAAGGAGACAGAUCGUGGAGGCAGAGGUGGUCCGGGCGGCCCAGGAGGUCGCGGUGGGAUGAGAGGAGGCGGGCGCGGAGGGCCCAGAGGUCGUGGCAGAGGAAGGGGAGGCGGUCGCGGGUUCUAA
This is a messenger RNA of Saxophila tyrrhenica, 402 nucleotides long. RefSeq names its product Sm snRNP core protein Smd1 (gene smd1). Gene Ontology annotation, cellular component: spliceosomal tri-snRNP complex; U5 snRNP; U12-type spliceosomal complex. Gene Ontology annotation, molecular function: RNA binding. Lineage: Eukaryota; Fungi; Ascomycota; Dothideomycetes; Mycosphaerellales; Extremaceae. The transcript is spliced from 3 exons. Gene Ontology annotation, biological process: spliceosomal snRNP assembly; RNA processing. Bases 1 to 402 code for a protein of 133 amino acids. The record is from RefSeq and is a predicted model, not a curated record.